CUGGGGUCCGGAAGGAGGCGUCUGGGUUCCCCCAGGCGUCCGGGCCGGGCGUUCGGCUCGUCCCCCGGCUGUCUGGAAAAGGAAGGGCAGAGGUGUGAAGACGAGAGGAGGAGAGGAAGAUGUGUGUGAGCAGUUGGGGUUCGCCGCGGGGCUGGCGAAUGUUGGGGGCCGUCUCCACGCAGCAGAGUGGAUUUCGCUCUGAAGGUUCUCCGGUGGUCUGACUCAGAGAUGGUGCGUCUCCAGCUGUGGGAUAUUGCAGGGCAGGAGCGCUUCACCUCCAUGACGCGACUCUACUACCGAGACGCCUCUGCCUGUGUCAUUAUGUUUGACGUUACCAAUGCCGCUACCUUCAGCAACAGCCAGAGGUGGAAACAGGAUCUGGACAGCAAGCUUACACUGCCCAGUGGAGAGCCCGUGCCCUGCCUGCUCCUGGCCAACAAGUGUGAUCUGUCCCCUUGGGCAGUGAGCCGGGACCAGAUUGACCGGUUCAGUAAAGAGAACGGUUUCACAGGCUGGACAGAAACGUCAGUCAAGGAGAACAAAAAUAUUAAUGAAGCCAUGAGAGUCCUUGUUGAAAAGAUGAUGAGCAACUCCAGAGAGGAUGUCAUGUCUUUGUCCACCCAAGGAAACUACAUAAAUCUGCAGGCCAAGUCCUCCUCCAGCUGGUCCUGCUGCUAGUAGCCUUUGGCUUGUUUUCCGUCCCAUUGCUAGGACGUUUUCCCAUCUCUCACCAAGUGGUUUCAUUAAGAACAUUUCAGCUGUUUCCUGCCUGCUGUCUGGUGAGGGGUCCGUGGUGACUUAGACACCUGGGACCCCCGGGCAUUUCUUCAUCUCCUGACUGCUGGCUCUGACUUGUUGCCUACCGCCUCAUGUGGCCCAGUUAAUGCCUUUAUAUAAGAAAGAGCAUCUCAUCCUUCUUUGUGAUCUAGAAUUUUGUGGGAAGCAUUAGAAUUCAGCAUCUGUGUUUUAAAAAUUGUAAUUCUCACCUACUUGUAAGCUUACUUUUGCAUUUGAUGUAUGAUAAUAUUACUUCAGGAAAAUGAGCUCAGAUGUCUUUUCCCAAAAUCCUCACAGGCCAGUGCUUUCAGAUUCUUUCUGUUGUGGACUUGGAAAUUCAACAUGAUUCUGGGAUGCAGAAAGAGAAGGCUGGGCAUCCGUGGGCUUUGGGCUACCGCAUUUGUGGGCCUUUUAGUCAUGAUGAAUUUUCUCUUAUCUUGACUUCAAGAAUUGUCAAGUUUUUAAACUACCUAUCUUGUGUGAUGAGUAUUUCUUCUUUCCAGUGAGAAAUUAAUUCUCAGGUUUCUUGUUUCUUUGUUUUUUAGUUUCUCCCCUCUGGUAGGGCAGCAGCAGGAACUUGGGGGCUCUGGGUUGAUACCUUGAUCAUAGUGCUGCCAGUGAUAUCGGGUGGCUUGGUGCUUGGAAACAGGUCUGGUUUUCACAGUUUGGGAAUCAGAGUGGAAGGAAGGGGAGAGAUUAAUAGAAUCCAGCAGAGUGGCUUUACAAACACGGGAUAGCUAGCAGUUAAUAGCCAUAUAAAACAAAGAUUGUGUAUGGCCCGGGGGUGGAAAAUGGAUAGACAAAAAUUAUUAAGUGCCAAAUUAGGGUUUUUAGUAUCAAAUCACUUU
Fukomys damarensis (Damara mole-rat) is the source of this 1625-nucleotide messenger RNA. RefSeq names its product RAB29, member RAS oncogene family (gene Rab29). The record is from RefSeq and is a predicted model, not a curated record. Gene Ontology annotation, cellular component: Golgi apparatus; vesicle; trans-Golgi network. The coding region runs from base 229 to 678 and encodes 149 amino acids. Gene Ontology annotation, molecular function: GTPase activity; GTP binding. NCBI's taxonomy places the organism in Eukaryota, Metazoa, Chordata, Mammalia, Rodentia, Bathyergidae. Gene Ontology annotation, biological process: vesicle-mediated transport. The transcript has 5 exons.